This is a messenger RNA of Paramecium sonneborni, 1951 nucleotides long. The record is from the annotation of a GenBank genome assembly. Lineage: Eukaryota; Ciliophora; Oligohymenophorea; Peniculida; Parameciidae.
AUGAUUUACGAAGAACAACUAUCUAAAAUAGAACAUCUCUUUUAAAAUUACAAAGAUAGAAUUUCAAUUAUAUAGGACACUAAAUAUUCCUUUGUAAUUAAAGGUUAUAACGAAAAACUUGUGUUAGGAAAACAGAUAAUUAUUGAAACUAACCUUAUUGAUUAUUUUCAUUCUUAACUAGCCUUAUUAACAGGAGGGGCAGCAAUCACUUUGAAAAAAAUAUUUAGUAGUCUUUUAUUAUUUAUUAUUUUUAGAUGAACAACAUAGCGAUAAUGUUUAAUCCAUAGUCUUAUAACUUUUAAAAUGGAAAAUAGUUUUUGUUUAAAAAUUCUAAAGGUAUAUUGUUGUCAUACUUGAAUGCUAAUAUUUGGGGAACAUUGACAUUGCUUUAGACCUCAGCGUUUUUAAUCCUGAAAUUUAUUCGAAAGAAACAAAAAAAAUAAAAUAUACAAUUCUCAAAACUAAUUUAAGCAAGCAACAAUAGCUAAUAGAACCAUAAAAUUUUAAGAAUGUGAAGAUAGAAAAUUAAGUCUAUUCAAAGCCUAACUAAAAUUCAAUUAUAUUUGAUGAAAAUUUGAUUAAUUUAUCAUUGAUUGAUAUUACAAUAAAUAGAAGUUACUAAAAAUUCUGUUAGGAUUCGUAGACUAUAUCGGAAUUAUUGGCAAACAAGAAGAAAAAUUGGAUUUUGGAAGGAAGAAUUAUCCAAAAAAGUCAAAUGCUUGAAUUUAAGAAAAAAAACUCAAAUAUUUCUACUUAUUAUUUUAAGAUUAUCAUUUUGGAUCAGAAAUAAGAUAUCAUUAUUGGAUUAUUUUAUGAUAAAGCAAACCAAAAAAUGUUUGAUUUUUUAGAAAAAGGAAGAGUUUACACAUUUAAAAAUGGACGCAUAUCUAAAAAUAAUCUAAAUUAUUCAUAGUCUAUAACAUUUACACAAUUUUCAAUUAUUUAAGUUUCUUAAAAUUAUAAUCUUCCUCAUCUUCCUUAACUUUCAUUAAAAAAAAUAUAUGACUUAUAAAAUCAAUAGAAGGAUUAAAAAAUUGAUUUAGUUGCAGCAAUUUAAGUAAAUAUUGAACUAAAAUAUUUUUAUAGGAAAUCAAGACAAUAUCAGGAAUGGGCUUAUAAUUAAUGGUUUUAGAUUAAACUGGAAGGAUUGCUGUUAAAUUAUUAGGAAAAUAAUAUGCAAAUUAAAUGUUGUCAAUAGGCCAAAUACUUAUCUUCAAAAACUUGCUUUUUAAGAACUAAUAGAAUUUUACAUAUCUUUCUUCAUAUCACAACACUAUAAUUUUAGAUAAUUCAGAUUUUAUUGAGUAAUUAUAGAUUAAAAUUUAGAGUUCAAGCUUUGCACGAAUGGUUGUUAGAAAAAGAUUUAGAUUAAAUUAUGAAACCUAAUUCGGAUUGUCUAACAGUAAAUUUGAAAUAGUUGGAAGAAAACGUAUUUAAGAAAUUGAAUGAAGACAGAACAAAUCACAUAGAAACUGUAUUUAUAAUUGGAUAUUUGACCGAAUUAUCGAAUUUUAUUUAUCCAAGAUGUCCAAACAAUAAAUGUCACUCGAAAAUGGAAUAUUCGUAAUAAAGGUAAAAUUAUAGAUGUAAAAAAUGCUUCAUUGAAAAUAAUUCCCCACAAUAAAGUUUUAUUUUAAAUUUAAAAAUAAUGGAUGAAUAUAAUUCUAUUGAAGCUAUUGUAUUUGAUGAUUUUGCAGUUAAAUUACUAGGUUUAACAGCUGAUUAAUUUUCUAAAUUAAAUGAAUCAUAAUAAAAUAUGAUUUUAAUUGUUUCGAAGUUCAGAUAAUUUAAAAUUAAACUCUAAGUUCUUUUUAAUGAGUAUAAUGGUUAAAUAAGACCAAAAUAUAAAGUUGUUGAAAUCUAUGACAUCGAUUAUAACGAGUUGGCCCAAAAAGAAAUGAAGACCUUUGAAGAAGUUGAUUAUUUAUUAAAUGUUUCAUAAAUUUUAUGA